GGCGGGCGUAUAAGUAGGCUGCUGCUGCUGCUGCUGGAGGCGGGAGUGGAAGGAAAAAGAACGGAAAGCUACGUGCUGGUUUGCUGUGCAGAGAGAGCGAGCGUUGCGUCGAACCCCCAAUCCUAUUAACCUAAUCUAACCUACCUACGCCUUCCUUCGAUUUCUUCGUCAACCACGAUGAAGCUCGCGGCCCUCACCACGGCCCUCGCCACGGCGCUGCUGCCGGCCCUCGCCUCCGCGGCCCCAGCAGCAGGAGCCUCAGCCGCCGAAGCGCACCAGCCCUACUCGACCUGGAUGGGCGACUCAUUCAUCGCACACGGCGUGAACAAGACGCGCAAAUACCAAGAAGCAGUCCUCUACCACGCCUACGACCUACUCUACACGGCCACGCAAAACCGGACCUACCUAACCUGGGUGCAAGAGCAGGUGGACGGCGUCGUCGCCGCCGACGGCACUAUAGACGGGUACCCGGACCCGGACAAGGACUCGCUGGACGACGUGCUGCUCGGCCGCGUCCUGCUCGACCUGUACGCCAAGACGAACGGCACGCGCUACAAGGCCGCGGCGGCGCAGCUGCGCGAGCAGCUCAACUACCAGCCGCGCACGCCGGCGGGCGGCUUCUGGCACCGGCGCCCGACGUACCCCGACCAGAUGUGGCUCGAUGGCAUCUACAUGGCCGACGUCUUCUACGCGCAGUGGACGGCGACGUUCGAUGCGGACAAUGCCACUGCGUGGGACGAUGUCGCGCUGCAGUUUAGCCUGAUCGAGGAACACACCAGGAACAAGACGAGCAACCUGCUCGUGCACGGCUACGACGAGAGCAAGACGGCGGUCUGGGCGGACCCGGAGACGGGCGCGGCGCCGCACGUGUGGUCGCGCGCGCUGGGCUGGUACGCGAUGGCGCUGCUGGACGUGCUGGACGUGCUGCCGGCAUCGCACAGCGCGCACAGCUCGUUCCUCUCCUGGUACCAGACCCUGGUGACCGGGCUGCUGGACGCCCAGGACGCCGCCACCGGCGGCUGGUGGCUCAUCAUGGACGCGCCGUACCCGGGCAAAGAGGGCAACUACAUCGAGAGCAGCGCCGUGGCGAUGUUCACGUUUGCGCUGCUGAAGGGCGCGCGCCUCGGCUACGUCGAGAGGGAGGACGUGCUGCCUGCGGCGAAGAAGGCGUAUGAAGGGAUGGUGGACAUGUUUGUCGCGCGGAAUGGGACGCAGGAGGGGACGCUGAACUGGGAGGGCACGGUUGAGGUGGGGAGUCUGAGUGGGAAUGCUACGUAUGAGUACUACACGAGCGUCGACGUCGACGAGAACGACCUCAAGGGCGUGGGGCCCUUUAUCUACGCGAGCCUGGAGUACGAGGCUUUGCAGGGCGAGGAGUCGACGUAAGGUGGGAUUUUUUUUUAUUAUGGAUGGCCGUGCUGCGGGAUGGGUGGGUGGACGGAUGGACC
Molecule: messenger RNA, 1448 nt
Organism: Aplosporella prunicola CBS 121167
Lineage: Eukaryota; Fungi; Ascomycota; Dothideomycetes; Botryosphaeriales; Aplosporellaceae
Product: glycoside hydrolase family 105 protein
Exons: 2
Coding region: 178-1386 (402 amino acids)
Biological process (GO): carbohydrate metabolic process
Source: RefSeq, a predicted model, not a curated record